AUGGUAUCCCCGCAAUUCGAAUAUCCAUCUCCCCCUCUGUGGCUAACCAUCGCCGACUAUGCCUUCAUUGGUAUGCUCGAAACCACGGUUUUGUUCUCCCUCGGUAUCCUUCUACUAGCUUGGUUCCGCAAGAGACGUCAGGGAGAACUUCGCCUUCCUGACAAAGCUGAACCGCCCCUCCCCAAAAUAAAACAGUUUGAAGCUCUUCUUGUAUCGCAUGUCGAUCCCAGUCUUCAACAUGAUGGAGAUCCCAUAGAUCUCCCCGGUUUUUGGCGAAAGGUGACGUUCGCCAAACUCAUCAUCGACACAGUCACCAUCACUUAUUUACUUUCAUUGUCAACCUGUUUCGUCCUCACCAAAUCAGUAAAGCAUCAUGACUCACUCACCAAGCAUUUAUCGACCAUUAUCACUAUUCAUCUCAUCACUUGGUACAUGUUCACACUCGGUCAAGCUUUAUCUCUUCUACCCACCGCCCCGUCCCACUGGACCGAACACCUAGCUCUUCUAUUAUCCUUUCUGCAGCUCUGCGUAGCUAUCCUCAUACCCAUCGGACCCAACCUCAAUCAAGAUAUGACUAAAUUAUACAACAAAGCCUUGUCUGCCAAGCUAAAAGAUGCCAAUAUGCCUUAUGCCGCAAAUGUCAUCCAAAGCGUUUCAAGCACCAUCUUAGGACAAGUAAUGUUUACAUUCGUCUUUCCUAUGGUCAUGAAAACAGCUAAAAAAGAACAAGUGGAUGUGGACGACUUGCCCAUACUUCCUGCGCAUAUGAGGACGCAGAAUGUUUUACCGGAAGUGGCUAAGGUUACUGUACCUGAGUGGGUUCAACGACGAGGACCGACAAGCGAGUUGAUGUGGAUGGUAUGGGCUCCUCGACGUUGGCAACUGACCAAAUACUUCGCUUUGGCAUUCGCCAUUGUCCCUAUGUGGUAUGCCCCACAUUGGGCGACCCAAAAGAUCCUCGAAAUCCUCGAUUCGGAUUUACCUCGAGUCAACGCCGUAGCAUUUGGCGUCUUGCUGGUUUUGGUUCGCAUCGCCGCUCUGAUCUGCUUAUUGCAACAAUACAACAUCGCCACAUUCGGAGUGGAACCUCAAAUCUCAGCACAUACAGCUUUCCUACUCUAUCAAAAACUCUUAACACGCAAUACGUUGGCUGCGGCUCCUGUGGAUCCAAAAGGAAAAGAGAAAAUUGCUACGACCAAAGCUGACAUUCUCAACUUGAUUUCGUCCGACUCUAGCCGUCUGGCUUCGCUUGGAUGGACAUUCGUGAGUACUUUGGAAACGUGUUUGGAGAUGUUCCUGGGUUGUUUUUACGUGUGGAUGCUUCUCGGUAUGUCAGGUCUAUGGGGUCUGUCUACGAUAGUUGUCACCUUACCACCUGCAUAUCUGGUCACCAAAUAUCAAUACAAAGUCUUCGAAAAACGUUUAGAAGUCAAAGAUGAAAAGAUUACCCUUAUGCAAGAAGCAAUUCAGGCGAUCUCGAUGAUCAAGAUGAUGGCCGCGGAGCGAUGGUGGUUCAGACGUAUCAAGACCGUUCGUGAUAGAGAAUUCACUCGAUGGAUCCAAGCACGUCUUUUAGGAUUCCUCAGUGCAUUGCUUUACUCUGUGACUCCUGUUAUCGUCGUCGUCGUGGCCUUUGCACAUUACACCCUAGUGGCAAAGAAAGACCUCACCGCAGCUGUCGCUUUCACGUCUAUUGCUGUAUUUGCAGAAUUACGUCCCGUACUUUACAAUCUCCCCAUGAAUAUGGCUCAAAUCUUACAAGAGAUCCUCUCAGCCAAACGUAUCGGCACUUUCCUUCGUACUCGUGAUGUCGACUAUCUAGAAGGAACUUCUUCGUCAUAUGCCUCGGCUCAUUUAGGAGAUGAGAAUGAGAGCUCAUCUACUGAAGAUCGUGAUCUUUACAUCAUCGGUACAGUCGGUUGGGACGUCGACCAUCCCUCACAAAGUCAGCCAUCGAGUGAUUCGCAAAACGGAUCCACUGCUCCGACUCCAGCCGUCAAAUUCCGAUUGCAUGAUCUCAACCUUCACUUCACCCGCGGCGAGAUCACCUUGGUGGCAGGUAAAGUGGGAUCGGGCAAAACCAUGUUGUUAUUGGCACUUUUGGGCGAAGCAAAAUUACUCAGCGGAAAAAUCAAUUAUGCAGUAUCACCCAUUUUGAACCCCCUCAACGCGAGCAGAGUGGAUGUGACUACUUUGGCCAAACGCGGCGUGGCUUUCGUCCCUCAGACCCCUUGGCUACAGAGUUUGAGCAUCAGGGACAAUAUUUUAUUCGGUUUGCCAAUGGACAUGACUCGUUACCGUGAAGUUCUCUUCGCAACCGGUCUCAUGCCUGACCUCGAGUUAUUAGAAGAUGCGGACUUGACUGAGAUUGGUGAACGUGGUAAAAUUUUGUCGGGGGGUCAGAAAGCACGGGUAUCUCUUGCCCGCGCGGUUUAUUCUCGAGCCAGCGUUUUACUCCUGGACGAUGUCAUUUCAGCCGUAGAUGCCGAAACUUCUCAACAUAUCGUCAAUCAUUGUUUCCGUGGUCGUCUCAUGACUGGACGAACGGUGAUAAUCGCUUCUCAUGCUGUUGAAGCUCUCGCACCUUUGGCUCAUCGUGCUAUUUUCCUCGACGAUGGUCAAGUGAUUUGGUCUGGUGCAGGUCCAGACUUACUCACCAGCAACCAUAUGGCCCAUCUUACAUCUGACAAGAUUACCUCAUCAGCAGAUACAUCAGCCCCGAUCAAUAUGGAACGUAGAGGUUCACUAGCGGAUGUGGAGAAGAGUACUUUCGAAAUUAAAGAGGCCACUCCUAAAACUCCUCGACAAUUGAUCAUCGAAGAGAAACAAGCUAAAGGAAGUGUUGAGUUGAAACAUUGGAAACAACUCAUGAGAUUUAAUGGAGGAGGUGGGUUCUGGGCUGGAAUGAUAGCUUUGGUAGUUAUGGGUUGUUUGGCACCCGUUGCGGAGAGAGGUAUACACGCCGCAAUGCUCGAUAGUCUUCUUCGUGCUAGAAUGUUAUUCUUCACCAAGACUCGCGCAGGUUCCAUCGUACAACGUUUCGGGACUGACUUGGAUGAUACAGUUUAUUGCUCUGAAUUAUUGGCGGAAAUGCUGGAAAUCAUGUUGACCAUCGUCAUCAGUUUAGCGUCCGUUUCUUAUUACGGUGGAUGGCUGUUUUUGGUAAUUUCAAUUUCCCUCAUUGCUGCCAUUUGGAGACCUGGUCAAUGGUAUAGAUCUUCUUCUCGACAAGUCCGACGAUUACAAGCUGUCAUUCCUGGACCUAUCAAUGCCAUUUAUGGAGAAACAGUCGCUGGGACUGCUGUGAUCCGUGCAUUUGGUCAACAAUCAGUGUUCAUGGAAGAAUUGAUGCGAUCUAUCAAUAUGCGUAUUGCCGCCAAAGCUUGGGCAAGUUACAUCCAACGAUGGCUAUUUAUCAAUCUUCGUGUUAUGGACAUCGUCAUAGUUUUCACCGCUUUUGUUCUCAUCCUUUCUCAACCCAACAUGACUGGCGCUACAGCUGGAUUCGUCCUUGGUUUCGCAAGAAACAUUACCACCAACGUCAAUUGGGCGUUGAUAAAUCUCCGCACUUUCGAACUAAAAGGUGUGAGCUUGGAACGAACUGCUGAGUAUCGUGAAUUGGAGAAAGAAGAUACGGAACCUUUAGGAGUCGAAGGAUCAGAUGAUAUAGCGGGAUAUAAAGAUGUUCCAGAAGAUUGGCCAAGGACGGGUGAUAUAGAAGUGAAAGAUUUAUGUGCGAGAUAUGGUCCUGAUCUUCCUGAAAUCUUACAUGGGGUUUCGUUCGACGUGAAAGGUGGAGAAAGAGUAGGAAUCGUGGGUGCUACGGGUGGAGGGAAAUCUACCUUGGCCAAAGCUUUCUUUUCAUUUGUGGAUGUCAUUAAAGGUGUUAUAUUGAUUGACGGUUUGGACAUCUCAACCAUCCCACUCGGUGCCGUUCGUUCUUCACUCGGAAUCAUAGCACAAGACCCUAUUCUUCUUUCUGGCUCUUUACGUCUAAACCUCGACAUUGAAGGUAAAUACGAUGAUGUGGAGUUAUACGAAGCUUUGAGACAAGUUCAAUUGCUUAAAGAGGAUGAACAAACACGUCCACCUACUCCGAAUAGCGAACAGACUGUGGUUGAAGUACAAAGUACUAAUAUCUUUUCUAAUCUUGAUACGGAGAUCAAGUCAGGGGGAGAAAAUCUCUCAGCGGGUCAAAAACAACUGGUAGUUCUUGCUCGAGCAUUAUUGAAAAAACAUAAGAUAUUGAUAUUGGACGAAGCUACAGCAUCUAUCGAUUCCGCUACUGAUAAAGAGGUUAGUAGAGUUGUACAUGAUGAAUUUAAGGGUGCUACUGUACUUAUAAUCGCCCAUCGUCUAAGGUACAGUAAGAGUACGAGUAAGAGUAGGGGAAGAGUACGAGUACGAGUACUCAGUAGUGGAUAUAUGAAAGAUUGUAAAGAGAGUAAGAUGAAAGAUAUUGAGGGGAAAUCAGGAAUGAAUAAUGUCAAGAUGAUGCAAGAUAUGUCUGUAUAUUGUCAAAGUGAUGCUAUAAAAUGUGUUAUCUAA
Molecule: messenger RNA, 4548 nt
Organism: Tremella mesenterica DSM 1558
Lineage: Eukaryota; Fungi; Basidiomycota; Tremellomycetes; Tremellales; Tremellaceae
Exons: 19
Coding region: 1-4548 (1515 amino acids)
Biological process (GO): transmembrane transport
Cellular component (GO): fungal-type vacuole; fungal-type vacuole membrane
Molecular function (GO): ATP binding; ABC-type peptide transporter activity; ATP hydrolysis activity
Source: RefSeq, a predicted model, not a curated record